Messenger RNA from Aedes albopictus (Asian tiger mosquito), 3836 nucleotides. RefSeq names its product fez family zinc finger protein 1 (gene sens-2). Gene Ontology annotation, biological process: regulation of transcription by RNA polymerase II. The record is from RefSeq and is a predicted model, not a curated record. The transcript has 8 exons. Lineage: Eukaryota; Metazoa; Arthropoda; Insecta; Diptera; Culicidae. The coding region runs from base 1370 to 3106 and encodes 578 amino acids. Gene Ontology annotation, cellular component: chromatin; PcG protein complex; transcription regulator complex. Gene Ontology annotation, molecular function: RNA polymerase II cis-regulatory region sequence-specific DNA binding; DNA-binding transcription factor activity, RNA polymerase II-specific.
CCAGAGUCACCCACACACUAAAUUGUCCUGCAUCGAAACAUAAAUCCCAUCGCAUCGGUAUCAGUAUCAACCGCACCAAAUCCUUUGAUUCCGGAUGGGAAGCAUGGUUCUGUACUCUCCGUUCUCAGCACAAUCGACGCAACCUACACCAGUGUUCCACUCGCUCACAAGGAAAGGUGUAUUGCGCGCGAGAGCGCGCCGUGAGAGAACUCCGCGACCACGUUGCACCAGGCACAAGCUUUCCAUUCAUGAAAGCGCGCGUGUGAUCUGGUGCAGUUCUACGGUGUGUUGCAUUAUCCUCUCUUCCGCAGCGUAAGCUCCGCCCCUCUCUCGCACGUUACCGGGAAAGAAAAUGGGGAAACUGAUACCGUGCUACCGGUGAGGGGUGUGGCCUAGCUUCAAAUCUGUUGCGCUUUUGUUGGCUACCGCGCGCGCUCUGCUGUAGAGGUUGCCUUAUCAGUGCUCGUCGCAUCGAGGGUUAGAGAUUUGUCAGUGGUUUCUCGCGCCCGCCAUGGUGAAGUAUUAUGUGCGACCGGAGCCGGAGAGAGCGCGAACCUUCUUUAGGGGAAGAUUUUGAUCCGGUUUGGCGUUCGGAUGGGAAGAACACGCAGACAUAAAUCGAACGCCAGCUCUGAUGCUACUGAUUCCAUGCUGCCUUGGCGGAUCUUCUGUAUGGUCCUGUAGAGGAUUCGAAUCCCGUUUCAGCGUGCAGUACUAGAACGCGAUUGUAUGGGUACGGUGAGCGGUUCGAUAUGGCAGUAGGGAUGAUACGCUGACGUUCCGUUUGAAGAAGGGUGCGAGUGAGAAGGCCAACCAAAUCCGACUGAAGAGGAGCGAGGAAAAACAACAUUACUCAUUCGAGCCCAUCGACGCAAUGAUUGAAUUUAUCAAGUGCCAUAUGGGGAGAGUCGCGCGGUUGGUUGAAUGAAUUGGAAAUGGAAGCAGGCAAACAGUAUCACUGCUAACUCUGCUAGAGGCGUACACAUAUUAGGAGAUAGAGGAGUUUGAUUCAGCUGUCGCGACGUUCCAGGCAGUCCAGAAGUGGUGCUUCGUGGCGGCGGUUCGCGAUUUUUAUCCGCAGUUCUUGAGUGUGUAUUGUUUGCUCGCUCGUUCGGAUCGCAAUUGUUUCGAUGGGACGGAGAUUUGUGCAACCGGGAGUGACUUUGUGAUUUAAUGUGAUUUCAGCAUUUAACGGAGUAACACAGGUGUUUUGAAGAGUGUGUGUGCGCUUAGUGUACUUCCUCCGCGAGUUAGAGAUUCCUGUACGGAAAUGAAGCAUAGUGCAGAAAAAUCGUAUUAAUUUGGGGAAAUAAAAAAUUAAUACCAAAAAUUUGAAAACCCUAGAGAGAACUUACAAAACAAGAUCAGAAUGAUGGAAGUUAGUGAAGUUCAUCAGCAGCCACCGCAGUCACAUCAACAACAGAAUCAACCACAACUGCCGCUGGAUUUUAGCGUUACAAUGGUCAACAUCAAGUUGAACAAUCUGAAUGUGAAUUUGAGUACGAAUAACAAUAGCAUUAGUAUACUGAACAACAAUAACAACAGUGGCGGAAGCAGCAGCAGCAAUGGUCUCCACUUGGGACCAGCAGGUUCGCCACCAAACUGUGGUGCUCUAGGAGGUGGUAGUGGUCAUCAGGAUACAAUGAGUUCCUUGUUGGCAGUGCAUCAACAUCAAAGGCAGAAUAGUGCAGGUGGUGAUGGUUGUGGUGGUAGUGGUGCCGCGAAUGGUAGUGGUGGAAAUGGAAACAGCAGUACGGCUGCUCUAACAAGUGCAUUCAAGGUGGUGAUGCCACGGGGGAAAGCCGACGCUACUGCCAACGGUUUAUCGCCUCUGCUAAUCAACAACGAACUACUGGUAAAUCACUACCGACGGCUGCUACAUCCGGCGUCUAUUUCUCGGCUUCCCAAUGGCACCAACUCGUCCAGCAACAGCACCUACGACGACACCAUAGACGUGCAAAAAAUCAAUAGAGAUGAAAUCAAAUUCGGCAUCAGCCGGCUAGUCAAGAACGAAUCGGAGGACGAGGACAAUAACAAUGUGUACCACCAGGUGGGCCACGUGGGACCAAACGGGUACGAUUCGAGCAGUUUGAGUGUGAGGUCCCGAUCCCGCAGUAGAUCCAGGUCCCGCGAUCGAUCCACCCGAUCGCGGUCGUCUUCGAUAGAACUGGAAGUAGAUUCACCACCACCUCCGCCGCGGAUCAGCGUAUCGCCGACGACGGAAAUUUCGCACAUUCCGAAAAAUUCGGAAGCCUUCUCGGUUUCGGCCUUGCUGAAGCGCGAGGACGAACCCAAGUCCAAGUCGCCUUUGUCGAACAGUUCGUUCGAAUGUGUGAGACCUAACUAUUCCCAGUUCUACGAACAAAGCCUUCUGAACCGACCGCUGUUUCAUCCGUUUCCGUUCUUUGCGAUGCUUCAGCAACAGGGUCACCAGUUGAAUCCAGCCUUAAGCAAUCUCUCCCGCAGCUAUCACCCUUCUACGCCAGAAGAUCUACUACGGUUACGGCACUUCAUGGCUCAAAAUGCGGCUGCAGCUGGUGCGGUAGUGGCCGGUGGUGGUGGAAACGGACCUUCGGCAGCUCACCUGGAUUUCGGCCAUCCGCAUCAUCCCCACCACCUGCUGAUGCGUCCAGAAGUGCACGCACGGAGGUCACAUAACGGUAAACGGCCGUACGCCUGCGAGAUGUGCAACAAGACGUUCGGUCACGAGAUUAGUUUAAGUCAACAUAGAGCUGUGCAUAGUGUAGAGAAAGUAUUCGAAUGUAAACAGUGCGGGAAGGCGUUCAAGCGAUCGAGCACGCUGUCGACGCACCUGUUGAUCCACAGCGAUACCCGGCCGUAUCCGUGCGGGUUCUGCGGGAAGCGGUUUCACCAGAAAAGUGACAUGAAGAAGCAUACCUACAUCCAUACCGGUGAAAAACCGCACAAAUGCCAGGUAUGCGGCAAAGCGUUCAGCCAAAGCUCGAAUCUGAUAACCCACUCGCGGAAGCACACCGGCUACAAACCGUUCCAGUGCGAGCUCUGCCACAAGGCAUUCCAGCGCAAGGUGGACCUCCGGCGGCACAAGGAGACCCAGCACACGGAGACGCGAGCCCUGGUCAACUAACCAAUGGCCCUGUCGGAAUUCACCAUUUGCUCUCCACCACCGCUGGCGCCAUCGUCGUCGACAACGUCGUCUUCGUCGCUAGUUGGAACCACCACCGGCCUGCCACAGAUAUCUGCCGUGACUUCGCUGGUGGAUGCUGGGAGUGGAGCUGUGGGGACCGGUGGUCUCGACGGUGGCAGUUUUCUACUGCCAACGUCUUUGACCACCGGCGAUGGUGAAUUCAUUGUGAUUGACUGAUUGAAACGUGCUAUCGAAGGCAUCGUUAAGACAAAAUCAAAACUAUCAAAAGACGAAGAAUGAUUUGUGACUAAUGUAGAAUCAAUAUUGCGUAGGUGUUAGCUGUGUAUAAAAAAACUGUAUAUAGCUUAGAGAACUGACCUAGAUGAAUAUUAGAAAGUAUACUUUCCUUCUGUUGUGUAUUGUUUUUGGUUGUAAAACUUAUCUUUAAUCCGUACUUGUUCACUAUUUUAGCUAGGGAAAUCCAAUUAUCUCAUAAUGCGCUGUUCCAAAGUGAAAAACUCCAUACCUUCGUGCAGAAGUGCGAAGUCGUGAAUGGACUCCAAUCUCUCCUUGUUUUGACACUGUAAAUACAUAUGGAGCGCCAAAUUUGACCAUGUUUGUAAAAAUCUAUAGCUGCAGUAAACCUAAGAAUCAUUGUAUCAAAAAUCUCCGGGACAAAGACUACAUCGGAAAAUAAACUUUAAUGUGCAAUUUUCAUAAAGCCAAAGAA